Bufo bufo (common toad) is the source of this 2572-nucleotide messenger RNA. RefSeq names its product ANKH inorganic pyrophosphate transport regulator (gene ANKH). Gene Ontology annotation, biological process: phosphate ion transmembrane transport. NCBI's taxonomy places the organism in Eukaryota, Metazoa, Chordata, Amphibia, Anura, Bufonidae. Gene Ontology annotation, cellular component: membrane. The transcript has 12 exons. The record is from RefSeq and is a predicted model, not a curated record. The coding region runs from base 369 to 1838 and encodes 489 amino acids. Gene Ontology annotation, molecular function: phosphate transmembrane transporter activity.
GCAGGUCGGCCCUUGUCCUUCCCGUUUCAUCUCUGCCCCCUGUGAUAAUGGGGGAGGAGGAGAAGAGCCGAGUCACACACCGCCAGUAAUCUGACAGCGCGCACCGCACCGCCAUCGUGUGCACAGUCCCCAGCCGCGUCCUUCUCCCUCUUCUCCAUUGUCUGGUGAUGGAAGAUCUGUCAGCAGAUAUUUGUGGCGUGCCUCCUCCUCCUGGCUGUGUGGGAGGGCAGACAUGGUCCUGAUCCUUCGCAUUUCUUGCUAGACAUCCACAUGCGGACCGUUAUCCUUCCUGCUCGGGGGUCUCUGUGCUUCGUGCUGCUGCUCGGUGGUCGGAUGUGUGUGCUCUCCGCUCUACCUGAGCUAUUAUUAUGGUGAAAUUCCCGGCACUCACUCCUUACUGGCCCCUCAUCCGCUUCUUGGUUCCUCUGGGCAUCACCAACAUAGCCAUCGACUUCGGGGAGCAGGCUUUAAAUCGGGGUAUAGCUGCCGUUAAAGAAGAUGCCAUUGAGAUGCUUGCCAGCUAUGGUCUGGCAUAUUCGUUAAUGAAGUUCUUCACUGGUCCUAUGAGUGACUUCAAAAAUGUUGGACUUGUUUUUGUGAAUAGUAAGAGGGACCGAACGAAGGCUGUACUAUGUAUGGUGGUAGCUGGCAUCGUGGCCGCCAUAUUUCACACCCUCAUAGCAUAUAGUGACCUGGGAUAUUAUAUCAUUAACAAGCUUCACCAUGUGGAUGAUUCAGUGGGAAAUAAAACACGGAAGGCCUUCCUGUACCUGGCAGCAUUCCCGUUUAUGGACGCCAUGGCCUGGACACAUGCUGGCAUUUUAUUGAAGCACAAGUACAGCUUUCUGGUUGGGUGUGCCUCCAUCUCUGAUGUCAUAGCACAGGUCGUGUUUGUUGCCAUUCUGCUACACAGUCACUUGGAAUGCAGGGAGCCACUUCUCAUCCCGAUCCUCUCCUUAUACAUAGGAGCACUCGUGCGCUGCACCACAUUGUGCUUGGGAUACUACAAGAACAUACAUGAUAAGAUUCCAGAGAGUAGUGGGCCAGAGCUGGGGGGAGAUGCCACAAUAAGAAAGAUGCUGACUUUUUGGUGGCCGUUAGCCCUAAUAUUAGCUACUCAGCGGAUCAGCAGGCCCAUUGUUAACCUAUUUGUUUCUCGUGAUCUUGGUGGUAGUGCUGCAGCAACGGAGGCAGUGGCAAUCCUGACUGCUACAUACCCAGUUGGACACAUGCCGUAUGGCUGGCUAACAGAGAUCCGGGCUGUCUAUCCUGCUUUUGACAAGAAUAACCCAAGCAAUAAAAUGGUUAACAAUGGUAAUUCGGUGACGAAAACCCAUAUCAAGAACUUCACUUUUGUCUGCAUGGCUCUUUCACUAACGCUGUGUUUUGUGAUGUUCUGGACUCCAAACGUAUCAGAGAAGAUACUUGUUGACAUAAUUGGAGUCGAUUUUGCAUUUGCGGAGCUUUGCGUGAUUCCUUUGAGGAUAUUUUCCUUCUUCCCUGUACCAGUUACUGUGCGGGCCCACUUAACUGGAUGGCUGAUGACACUCAAGAAGACAUUUGUGCUGGCACCAAGCUCUGUAUUAAGAAUAAUUGUCCUCAUCUCUAGUCUUAUUAUCUUGCCUUAUCUCGGGGUUCAUGGAGCCACAUUAGGAGUGGGAUCCCUUCUUGCUGGUUUUGUUGGAGAAUCCACAAUGGUGGCUAUUGCAUCCUGCUAUGUGUAUCGAAAACAGAAAAAGAAUGAGACCGAGACGGAAGGAGAAGACUCAGCAAUGACCGACAUGCCUCAGAGUGAGGAGUUAACAGACAUUGUGGAGAUGAAGGAAGAUGGAGAAUGAGCAGGGUCUUGGCUUCAGUAGUAAAGGCCACCGCUUCCUUGUCUCUGGUCUUGAAAAAGUUUUUUCUUCUUGGUAUGGAAAUCUGGUUUCAGAAGGCUCCAGCGUUUAGCAUACUGGGUAUGCUUCCUAUAAACAGGGGCUGUCCUAGGCUCACCGCUUUCAGAUACCAUGCAUUUAUCUUUCCAUGGACAAGCAAUCAGCAGCAUCCUACUGGAUAGACUUUGGACAUUGAGCUUCAUUGGACAAUUCCUAUUCGUCAACCAAAGCAUUAGUGUCUGUCUCUGCUGGUAAAGCUGCCGUCCCACUUCCUAUGUUCUGUUAACCCCUCUGAUCUUUACUUAUACAGGAAUACCGAAAUUCACUUCUCUCUUUAUUUUGGUUACAUUUUGCGAUCCACUUUUCAGCUCAAAAAGGGAAAUAUUUCUAGAAACUAGUUAUGAAAGCACACAACCCAGCGUGAGUCGCUGCACAAAACAGAGAGAGAGUGCUUUUAUACCACACAUCAGUCACUAAUGUGUCCACAAUAUCUUAGUACUGGAAUCUAAUGGGUACUGUCAGCUUUUAAGAAUGUUUGACUCAAAGAGCAUCUGUCGCCUCUCCUGACAUGUCUGUAUGAGCAAAUAAUUGGUUUCUCUAUAAAAUAACAAUUCUGGAACAUCUUUUCUUAGAACUGUGCGGUUCCUCCAUUAUUUCUCCUUGAAAUUCAUGAAUACUUUGACAACUGGGUGUUACCA